This is a messenger RNA of Colletotrichum chrysophilum, 180 nucleotides long. RefSeq lists its product as uncharacterized. The transcript has 2 exons. NCBI's taxonomy places the organism in Eukaryota, Fungi, Ascomycota, Sordariomycetes, Glomerellales, Glomerellaceae. The record is from RefSeq and is a predicted model, not a curated record. The coding region runs from base 1 to 180 and encodes 59 amino acids.
AUGGCCUUCUUGGAAGUGCAGCAAUGGCUCAAUGCUGAGGACACAAACUUCCGGUCCAUCCCGCUCGGCGGUGUUGUUGUGCUGGGCAUUGUGAGCAUUGUGGCCUUGUCCAGGGCCAUCAACAUGUAUCGCGCGGGAAUGGCCGUGGAAGAAGCUCUCGUGAAGCAUGGUGCAUACUGA